Messenger RNA from Nerophis lumbriciformis (worm pipefish), 1110 nucleotides. The record is from RefSeq and is a predicted model, not a curated record. Lineage: Eukaryota; Metazoa; Chordata; Actinopteri; Syngnathiformes; Syngnathidae.
AUGAGUUUAUUUGGCACAAACUCCGGUUUUGGAACGACGGGAACUGGCGUUUUUGGAAGCGCCACGACUGACACACAUAAUCCCAUGAAGGAUAUUGAAGUGUCUUCUCCACCUGAUGACAGCAUCAGCUGCCUGGCUUUCAGCCCCCCCACCAUGCCGGGGAAUUUCCUCAUUGGAGGAUCCUGGGCUAACGACGUCCGCUGUUGGGAGGUACAGGACAAUGGACAAACUGUCCCCAAAGCUCAACAAAUGCACACCGGUCCUGUGCUUGAUACAUGCUGGAGUGAUGAUGGGAGUAAAGUGUUCACAGCUUCCUGUGACAAGACAGCCAAAAUGUGGGAUCUCAAUAGUAAUCAAGCGAUGCAGAUUGCACAGCAUGAUGGCCCGAUCAAGUCGAUUCACUGGAUAAAAGCACCUAACUACAGCUGUGUCAUGACAGGAAGCUGGGACAAAACACUGAAGUUUUGGGACACCCGCUCUCCCAAUCCUAUGAUGUCUCUGCAACUACCAGAGAGAUGUUACUGUGCAGAUGUAGUGUAUCCGAUGGCAGUGGUGUCCACAGCUGAGCGGGGACUGAUUGUGUACCAGUUGGAGAACCAGCCGUCUGAAUUUCGCAGAGUUGAAUCUCCUCUUAAACAUCAGAGCCGCUGUGUGGCCAUAUUCAAAGACAAGCAGAACAAGCCAACGGGCUUUGCACUGGGAAGCAUUGAGGGACGUGUUGCCAUCCACUAUAUAAACCCUCCCAACCCAGCCAAAGACAACUUCACCUUCAAGUGCCACAGAUCUAAUGGAACCAACACAGCAACGCCACAGGACAUUUACGCCGUCAACGCCAUCUCCUUCCAUCCCGUCCAUGGAACUUUGGCAACUGUCGGCUCAGAUGGUCGCUUCAGUUUUUGGGACAAAGACGCCCGCACAAAGUUGAAGACGUCGGAGCAGCUUGAUCAGCCCAUAACAGCCUGCUGCUUUAACCACAAUGGCAACAUCUUUGCAUAUGCUUCCAGCUACGACUGGUCGAAGGGCCACGAGUACUUCAACUCCCAAAAGAAGAACUACAUUUUCUUGAGGAAUUCUGCAGAGGAGCUGAAGCCUCGGAACAAGAAAUGGUGA